Molecule: messenger RNA, 555 nt
Organism: Plectropomus leopardus (leopard coralgrouper)
Lineage: Eukaryota; Metazoa; Chordata; Actinopteri; Perciformes; Serranidae
Source: RefSeq, a predicted model, not a curated record
GAGGGCGGGUGUUGCGGGGGACGGGGGCGGGACAACGGCUGCUGUUUGACCAACGGAGGCGGAGCUAAGGAAAGCUCUGAGGAAGACGAAUCAACGUCUUUAUUUAACGCUGCUGACUUCGCGCCCUUUGACCCCACACAGGAAACCAUCUUCCCUCCCGAACUCGUGUCCCUCACUAAAUGUCAGAGGUCCUCGCUGUGUUUCCAUGGUGACAGAGUGACGUGGCUGCAGCCCGCCAGUCUGGAUGAGUUUCUGCGUCUGAAAUGGGAACAUCCGGACGCCCGGGUGGUGGUGGGGAACACUGAAGUGGGUAUUGAGGUGAAGUUUAAGAACAUGCUGUACCCGCUGAUCCUCGCGCCGUCCUUCAUCCCUGAACUGAACUCAGUGACGUACACUGAGGACGGCGUGUCGUUCGGCGCGGCGUGCACACUCAGCUAUGUGGGGACGGUGCUUAAACAGGCGGUGGAGACUCUUCCUCCUCAUCAGACCCAAGUCUUCCUCGCCGUUCUGGAACAGCUGCGCUGGUUUGCUGGAACGCAGAUACGCAACGUGGCG